CGGGCCCCUGUACCGCCUUCUCAUACUGCUGCCAGAUCCAUCCUCUGCCAUGUGCGUCUUUGUCGUCUCCCCACGCUGCUGCUGGGGGGACUUUUUAACAUAGGCCCCUGUAUGGCCUUCAAUUUUAGCUGCUUACGCUCCGCCACUCUGCCAUGGGGCCCCUGUACCGCCUCCUCAUGCUGCUGCCAGGCCCGUAAUUCUGCCAUGGGCCCCUGUACCGACUCCUCAUGCUGCUGCCAGGCCCGUAAUCUGCUUCAUGGGCCCCUUUGUACCGCCUCCUCAUGCUGCUGCCAGGUCCAGAGUGUGUCAUGGGUCCCCUGUACGGCCUCCCAUUGCUGCUGUCUCCAUCGCCACACUCUGCCAUGUGCCACUUUCAGGUCUCCUCACACUGCUGGUGGGUUCCAUUUUGUCAUAUAGGGUGCUGUAUGGCCUCCCAUUGCUGCUGCCUCCACCGCCACACUGUGGCUCCACACUCUGGUUUUGGCCCCGUGACUGCCCAAAUGAGUGAAGUGUGCGGUGAUUCUAAGAUCGACGGCACUCAUCUGCAUGUCAUACUGACUGACAGUAUUUAUUUCUCUUCCCCAGCAGACUCCAAGGGCAUUUAAAAUUAAAGGUACAGUGUUCUGCACUAAUAUAA
Staurois parvus is the source of this 637-nucleotide messenger RNA. The record is from the annotation of a GenBank genome assembly. Lineage: Eukaryota; Metazoa; Chordata; Amphibia; Anura; Ranidae.